Molecule: messenger RNA, 455 nt
Organism: Prorocentrum cordatum
Lineage: Eukaryota; Dinophyceae; Prorocentrales; Prorocentraceae
Source: the annotation of a GenBank genome assembly
GUCCAGGACCAGGACACCUCCGUCGUGGUGCUGUCGGCGUGCUUCUCGCUGCAGCGCUGCCGCCGGCCGACGAGUGAGUUCUUCGCGGGGCACUGUGCGGGUGCUGUCUACCCAGGUCGCUGGGCUUCGGGCUGGGCUGGCAGGGCCGGUUGGCUGGAUUGGCUGGGUCACGGCUUCAAGCCAGGUGGCGAGUUUGCGAUGGCAGGGACGGUGGCCACGCCUGCGGAGCAGGAGCGCAUCGAGCUCCUCGUCGGCGCUGGGGCCUCGCUGCAGCUCGCGGGCACCGAGAUGCUGGGCUCUGGCGUCUCCCAGACCGAGUUGCCGAAGCGGUGGCGGCGGACCCGCGACGCUCAGCCCGUCCACGGCCACGCGCGCAGGCGGUGGAUUUUGCCCGAGCUGCGCGUCCUGCAGCUGGCCUUCCGCACAGUGCGGGGUCUCGUCGAUGACUGCGACCG